Messenger RNA from Daldinia childiae, 1395 nucleotides. Its product is annotated as orp1 like protein. The transcript has a single exon. The coding region runs from base 1 to 1395 and encodes 464 amino acids. NCBI's taxonomy places the organism in Eukaryota, Fungi, Ascomycota, Sordariomycetes, Xylariales, Hypoxylaceae. The record is from RefSeq and is a predicted model, not a curated record.
AUGGACGUGGCCUGUAUGUAUCAGCAGGAUUGCGACACGGGAUCUUCACUCCGCAAGGCCAUUUCGCAUAUCUUCGGGCGGAACAAGACAUGCACUAGAAACAUACCUCCAAAGGUUUGGGUUCACUACUGUCGCAAGCAUUAUCAACGAAGUCGAUAUCGUAAUGGACCGGAAUGGGCCGACACCCAGUGUGAGUUGGUACAGAGGCAGAUCCGUCGUGUCCAGGAAUGGAGUGACGAAAAUAGGCGAACUGGACAACCGGGAAUAAUAAAGGACUGGUCAUUGUCUAUGAGGAAGAGGGAGAAGACUCGUAUCCAGGAAAAGUCCGCCAAAAAGCGUUCUCAUCGCGAAGAUAGUGAUGACGAAGAAGACGAUUUACCUGACAGUGCUGUCUUGAACGGCACUGCCGUGCCUGAUUGGCUACGUACCAGGUGUGGUAGUGGUUAUACCACGGCCGAAAUCGAGGAAAUUGUAACUCGCAUGCGAAAUGAGAUAAAAGAGGCGCAGAGCACUCAGAUUCCUGACAUAGAGAUUCUCCCAAACAUCUCCAUGGAAAUCCCGGAUGACACGAAACCCAAGACGAUGACUAGGCAGAAAAGUAGCCCUAGUAGUCAAAUCCACAAACGCUCUCAGUCAGUUGGCGUCGCUCUUCGGCCCGAGCCACGCCCGAUGAUGCGUCGCGUAAGCCAACCCGCGUAUGUCCGACACGAAGAUGUGCACCUACAUCCUGGUGAGAAGCGUCAGCGUAUAUCCGGCACGCUCCCGUACGGUGCUUCUCAUACAUUCAUGAAUUCGAGGCCACCCGAGCAUCCUACCCUUGCCUCGUCACGACCCAUCCAUCCUCUUCCUCAUCGCCAAGGCUUUGGCAAUAUCCCAGAGAGCCGUGCUGAAGAGCUAUAUUACCAUCACGAUCCCUCCAGAGCCCCAGAAUACGGCUUCAAUCGUUGGCCUAAUUUAGGUCCUCAGCGGAAUCAAGUUCAACCAAUGGGUGCAGCACCAGGAAUUAGCGGCCACCAGCGGUCUUUUUCCGAAGCCGGCAACGUUCAUCCUAACAUUCCUUUCCCGCCUCCUUUUGGUAAUGCUCCAAUGUCGGCUAGCUAUCCAUCAGAUCCGUCAUCUUAUGGUAGAGGCACAAUACCUCCGGCGCAAUAUCCGCCUCAAUAUCCGCCUCAAUACCCACCUCAAUACCCACCUCAAUAUCAACCUCAAUAUCAACCUCAAUACCCACCUCAAUAUCAAUCACAAUAUCAACCACAAUAUCAACCUAACCAACCUCUACCAACCCUAACUAUUAUGAUGGUCGGCCAGUACCGAAUCAGCGAGGCCCUGGUCUCUACACCCACCCCCUCCGCCAACUUCGGGGCCGGGUCGUCCUCCCCUCGACCUCGGCUAUAG